Messenger RNA from Staurois parvus, 1462 nucleotides. The record is from the annotation of a GenBank genome assembly. NCBI's taxonomy places the organism in Eukaryota, Metazoa, Chordata, Amphibia, Anura, Ranidae.
AUGCCUCUCCCGGUGCAAGUGUUCAGCCUGCAGGGUGCUGUGGAGCCCAUGCAGAUUGAUGCUGACCCUCAAGAUGACCAGCAGAAUGUGCCUGAUAUCAACUAUGUGGUGGAAAAUCCAACUUUGGAUCUCGAGCAGUACGCCUCCAGUUACAGUGGUCUCAUGCGGAUUGAGAGGUUGCAGUUUAUUGCUGAUCGGUGUCCACAGCUGCGUGUUGAGGCCUUGAAGAUGGCCCUGUCUUUUGUGCAGCGGACUUUUAAUGUAGAUGUUUAUGAAGAGAUUCAUCGCAAGUUGUCAGAAGCCAUCAGAGAGCUACAGAAUGCACCGGAUGCUUUGCCUGAGGGCUCGUUGGACCCUCCUCCUCUGGACACAGCCUGGGUGGAGGCCACUCGAAAAAAAGCACUUCUGAAAUUAGAGAAACUGGACACUGACCUAAAGAAUUACAAAGGGAAUUCAAUUAAAGAAAGUAUAAGGAGGGGUCAUGAUGAUCUGGGAGAUCAUUACCUGGACUGUGGAGAUCUUAGCAACGCUCUUAAAUGCUACUCUCGAGCCCGGGACUACUGCACUAGUGCUAAACAUGUCAUCAAUAUGUGCUUGAAUGUUAUCAAGGUCAGUGUUUACCUCCAAAACUGGUCCCAUGUUCUCAGCUAUGUCAGUAAAGCAGAAUCAACACCUGAAAUUGCAGAGCAACGGGGAGAAAGAGACAGCCAGACCCUGUCAGUGCUUACAAAGUUAAAGUGUGCUGCAGGCCUGGCAGAAUUAGCUGCACGUAAAUACAAACAGGCAGCAAAAUGCUUCUUGCUGGCAUCGUUUGAUCACUGUGACUUUCCAGAGCUGCUUUCCUCUAGUAAUGUCGCUGUAUAUGGGGGACUUUGUGCACUGGCCACUUUUGAUCGCCAAGAACUUCAGAGAAAUGUAAUCUCUAGCAGUUCUUUCAAGCUGUUUCUGGAGUUAGAGCCUCAAGUCCGUGAUAUCAUCUUUAAAUUCUAUGAAUCAAAGUACGCCUCCUGUCUAAAGAUGCUGGACGAGAUGAAGGAUAAUCUUCUUCUGGACAUGUACUUGGCUCCUCACGUCCGAACACUUUAUACUCAGAUCCGAAACCGAGCUCUUAUACAGUACUUUAGCCCUUACGUUUCUGCGGACAUGUACAAAAUGGCCAUUGCCUUUAACACAACUGUCUCCGCCCUUGAGGAUGAGCUAACGCAGCUGAUUCUGGAAGGGUUAAUCAACGCCCGCAUUGAUUCCCACAGUAAGAUCCUAUAUGCCCGAGAUGUUGACCAGCGCAGCACUAUUUGAGAAAUCAUUACAAAUGGGGAGAGAGUUUCAGAGACGAGCCAAAGCCAUGAUUUUGCGAGCUGCUGUUCUACGUAAUCAAAUCCACGUUAAGUCCCCUCCUAGGGAAGGAAGCCAAGGAGAGCUGACCCCAGCUAAUAGCCAAUCCCGGCUCAGCACCAACAUGUGA